GCUAUAUUUGCAAGGCUUUUCCCACAUAAACUCUGGAUAUAAACCAUAUAUCUGAGGAGAGAUCCCCCAAAAGGAAACUCAAAUCCCAAGCUCUGAUGAACAUGGGUUUUAGGAGCUACCAUGUAGCAGAGGACAAAACCUUGUGUUUUCAAGCUCCUACCUUCAUUGAAUGGCUCAAGCCAUCUUCAUCUUCAUCUCCAUCAUCAUCACCAUCAUCAUCAUCAUCAUCAUCUACUAUUUCUUCUUCUUAUGUGGCUCAGCAUGUUCAGCUCAUAAACCCCAUGAAUAUCAUGAAGCGGCCUCUCAUCUCAUUUCAACAACAACAGCAGCAGCAACAAUAUCAUGAUUUUCAUAAGCAUCAGGUUGGGGAGGAAACUAUUCAAUGCCUGCCCCUUUUGAGCAGGUUUACAGAGAACAAACCAUUGAAAGAGGAAGCUUUGCAAAAGGUGAUGAGUGUUGGAGAUGUAAAAGAAGAAAAGAUAGAGAAAGUUACAGUUUCUUUACACAUUGGGUUGCCUAAUAGUAGCGCUGCCGCUGCAGCUGAAGGGGAUGAUAAUAUUCCAGUUGUUGAUCAUAAGAUUUUGAAAGAAGAAGAACCCAUGAAGAAGACCUUCCAUGGAUGCUCUUUCAACACUAUGAGUAGGUUUUGGAUCCCAACUCCAGCUCAGAUCCUCGUUGGCCCCAUGCAGUUUGCUUGCUCCAUUUGUAGCAAGACUUUCAAUAGGUACAAUAACAUGCAGAUGCAUAUGUGGGGGCAUGGAUCUGAAUAUAGGAAAGGGCCAGAUUCGCUUAAAGGAUCACAACCAGCAGCAAUGCUGAGGCUGCCAUGCUAUUGCUGUGCCCAGGGCUGCAAAAACAACAUCAACCAUCCCCGAGCCAAGCCAUUGAAAGACUUUCGAACACUUCAAACUCACUACAAAAGGAAACAUGGUGCCAAGCCCUUCAUGUGUAGGAAAUGUGGCAAGACUUUUGCUGUCAAAGGGGAUUGGAGAACCCACGAAAAGAACUGUGGCAAGCUAUGGUACUGUACUUGUGGCUCCGAUUUUAAACAUAAAAGGUCCUUGAAAGAUCACAUCCGAUCAUUUGGCAAAGGUCAUUCCCCUCAUCCUUCUCUUGAAGGAUUUGAAGAUGACAAGGAAUGUAUCACUGGUUCCGAAGACGAAUUCGCUCACUAGACAACGACGGACUCUCUCGUAUCCGACAAGUACUCUUUCUUUUCUUUAGUUUCCUUUGUUUUUGAGAUCAUUUAGAGAGAUGUAGUAGCUUUAAAAGUUUCUUAGGCUUACCCCAAUUGAGCUUUUGCUCUAUAACAAAAAAUUUCUCAAACAAAACAUGGGGAGAGUUUUGCUAUGGAGCCCUUGCUGAUCAGGGGUUGAGCCUCAGUAACUUUUUUAGACACUUUGUGGUUAGCCAUAAUUGGGAAAUAAAUUAGAAAAACAAAAACAAAUGGGUUACCUCAUGUGGUGAAGUAGAUGAAUUUUCUUCUCUUCAAUGAUGAAGGUCUGGGAAAAGAAAUUUGGAUUUUUUUCUUUCUAAGGGAGUAAAUUUAUCUGCUUCAUUGCUAACUGGUGAUCUUUAUUAGGACUGGAUAUUGUAUUGUUUUCUAGACAAUUUAUUUAUCUUUUUAUA
Molecule: messenger RNA, 1629 nt
Organism: Gossypium raimondii (Peruvian cotton)
Lineage: Eukaryota; Viridiplantae; Streptophyta; Magnoliopsida; Malvales; Malvaceae
Product: zinc finger protein WIP3
Exons: 2
Coding region: 96-1175 (359 amino acids)
Biological process (GO): regulation of gene expression; anatomical structure development
Cellular component (GO): nucleus
Molecular function (GO): DNA-binding transcription factor activity
Source: RefSeq, a predicted model, not a curated record